Diprion similis is the source of this 531-nucleotide messenger RNA. RefSeq names its product cytochrome c oxidase assembly factor 5. The record is from RefSeq and is a predicted model, not a curated record. Bases 97 to 345 code for a protein of 82 amino acids. Lineage: Eukaryota; Metazoa; Arthropoda; Insecta; Hymenoptera; Diprionidae. Gene Ontology annotation, cellular component: mitochondrion. The transcript has 3 exons. Gene Ontology annotation, biological process: mitochondrial respiratory chain complex IV assembly.
UACACUUUGCGCACUUUAACUCGGCAGUGAAGCGUUUACAGCAGGCAUUAUAAUUUUUCAGUUUUCAAAUUGACCUAAACGAUAACUGCAGAAACAAUGCAAUACGAGAAUGAGAACGAGGUGUUGGCAGACAAGUCAAGAUGCGCCGGAGCCCGAGCAGACCUGAAAAUGUGCCUUCUAGAAAGUGACUGCUGUAAAAUUCACAAACGCACUCCCAAGGAAUGCCUAAGAACAAAUGAUGCGACUGUCCCCGAUAAAUGUCAGGCCCUAAGAAUAACUUUCUUCGAAUGUAAACGCUCGCUUCUAGACGGUAGACGUCGAUUCCGGGGACCAAAAGGAUACUAGCAUCUACAACAGCAAGCAAUUCUUGUGGUUAUUUCAAUUUUUUAUGGUUACAGUAAAGCCUGUAUUUUUCCAAACAUGUGUUCUGUCGACUUCGAAAUAUUAUUCCUCUGCUUUUGACAACUCUGGAAAUUUGUACAAUGUAUCACUCCUAUGGAACUAGUGUAUUCAUUCAUUUCUUCAACACAU